AUGGCUGAAUCAUCGCCCGAAUGUUUGGAUGAUGUUUUCUUUUCGAACGGAAAUUCUCCGCGAGAAAAACGUGGCAGAAGAGCUGUCAGAUGGAUGUCGGUUAGGGAAAAGCCGACAACUGAACCGCCACCAGAUGAAAUAAAUGGAAGAAUGAGGAAAGGGCAUCGAAGAUUGAAAAGAACGGGAACUGCACCGGCAGGGACGGGCGCGGGCUCAGAUCUCUACUCGCAUAACUUUCUCUCCGUUCCCGCCAGCAUUUCCGGUCGAACUUCUCCUUCGGUGGCAUCAAUGACAUCUGAGCCAGAAUCAUGCAUUGAUGACACACAUUUUAUGAAUGAUGAUGAUGAUAUCCCUGAUGGAUUGAUUGAUAAAGAAAAGAUUCUCAUUCGAUCAUUUAAUCUCAUCAAAAUCGAUCAAACGCUGAGCUCUCUUUUA
Mesorhabditis belari is the source of this 435-nucleotide messenger RNA. The record is from the annotation of a GenBank genome assembly. Lineage: Eukaryota; Metazoa; Nematoda; Chromadorea; Rhabditida; Rhabditidae.